AUGGCGGAGGAGGAAGUCAAGAAAGUGGGGACUGAGCCAUGUUCUGAGGCUCCACCACCGUCUCCUCCGGCGAAAGAGGAAGCUGUUGAAGCUUCUCCGGAGGAGAAAUCUGUGAUUCCACUUCCUCCGCCAGAAGAGAAACCAGCUGCUGAUGACUGUAAAGCUCUUGAUGUUGUUGAAAAACCAGAACCUGUUGAGGAGAAAAAGCCUGAGGGCUCUUAUAAAGAACCAGAACCUGUUGAGGAGAAAAAGCCUGAGGGCCCUAUUGACAGAGAUGCUGUGCUUACUCGAGUUUCUACGGAGAAGAGAUUGUCUUUGGUUAAAGCAUGGGAAGAAAGUGAGAAAUCAAAAGCUGAAAACAAAUCUCAGAAAAAGAUAUCUGCCAUUGGAGCAUGGGAAAACAGCAAGAAAGCAAGUCUAGAGGCUGAGCUCAAGAAGAUUGAGGAACAACUGGAGAAAAAGAAAGCAGAGUAUGUAGAGAAAAUGAAGAACAAGGUUGCUCUCAUUCACAAGGCAGCAGAAGAGAAGAAGGCAAUUAUCGAAGCCAAACGGGGUGAAGAUCUUCUCAAGGCAGAGGAAAUGGCUGCAAAAUACCGUGCCACAGGAACUUCCCCAAAGAAAUUACUAGGAUGGUUUUGA
Molecule: messenger RNA, 639 nt
Organism: Fraxinus pennsylvanica
Lineage: Eukaryota; Viridiplantae; Streptophyta; Magnoliopsida; Lamiales; Oleaceae
Source: the annotation of a GenBank genome assembly